AUGCCUAAAGCCAAGUUUGGGCUAGUGGCUGAGUGCAGCCCAGUAAUGGAGGAGUUGGAAGUGGUUUUGGAUGCCAUCUGCAAGGCAUGGGACAUGCUGCUCCGCGGCGACGAGUCGCGCCUCCGGUGGUUCGCCAAGCUCGCGGAUUUCCGCCUCUUCCUGCCGCCCCGCCACUACGAGGUACCGCGGCGAGCUGUGCGGGCCCCAGAACUUCUCCGCGGUGAGUGCGCGCCGCGCUCGGCCGGGGCCGGGGCCGGGGCUCCCGCCGCUCCCCUCGCGGAUUUCCGCCUCUUCCUGCCGCCCCGCCACUACGAGGGUAUCAGCGCCCAGUUCAUGGACCGCCUGGGCCACCAGCUGGACGACAUGCUGCUCUCCUGCAAGUACCGCGGCGAGCUGUGCGGGCCCCAGAACUUCUCCGCGGUGUUUACAAAAUAUGGGAAAUGCUACAUGUUUAACUCAGGAGAAGAAGGGCGGCCUCUGCUUACUACAGUCAAAGGUGGGACAGGCAAUGGAUUGGAACUCAUGCUGGACAUACAGCAAGAUGAAUAUUUACCAAUAUGGGGAGAAACAGAGGAAACUACAUUUGAAGCUGGAGUCAAAGUUCAGAUCCACAGCCAAUCUGAGCCACCAUUCGUCCAAGAGCUUGGUUUUGGAGUGGCCCCUGGAUUUCAGACCUUUGUCGCCACACAAGAGCAAAGGCUGACAUACUUGCCCCCUCCGUGGGGUGAAUGUCGCUCCUCAGAUAUGGGCUUAGCCUUCUUUCCUGUUUACAGUAUCACAGCUUGCAGGAUUGACUGUGAAACUCGAUACAUCGUGGAGAACUGCAACUGCAAAAUGGUUCAUAUGCCAGGGGAUGCACCUUUCUGUACUCCUGAGCAGUAUAAGGAAUGUGCAGAACCUGCUUUAGGUAUGCUUGUUGAAAAGGACAGCAAUUACUGUAUCUGCAGCACACCAUGCAACCUAACAAGGUACAACAAAGAGCUAUCCAUGGUGAAAAUCCCCAGCAAGACUUCAGCCAAGUAUCUGGAGAAAAAAUUCAACAAGUCGGAAAAAUACAUCUCAGAGAAUAUUCUUGUGCUGGAUAUAUUUUUUGAAGCACUCAACUACGAGACCAUUGAACAGAAGAAAGCAUACGAAGUGGCAGCCUUACUUGGUGACAUUGGAGGUCAGAUGGGACUAUUUAUUGGUGCUAGUAUCCUGACCAUUCUAGAGCUCUUUGAUUAUAUUUAUGAGCUGAUUAAGGAAAAACUCUUAGAUCUGCUUGGCAAGGAGGAGGAGGAGGGGAGCCAUGACGAAAAUGUGAGCACUUGUGACCCCAUGCCAAAUCAUUCCGAAACCAUCAGCCACACUGUGAACGUGCCCCUGCAGGCCACCCUGGGAACGCUGGAAGAAAUAGCUUGCUGACACCUUCCUGACAGCUCUGUGGUGCGAAGACCUAACAGAAGGAAUCUGCACAGGAAAGCAGGGAUCAAGCUCAGGUUUGCAACUGGGGGGAAAAGAAAAUUGCUAUGCAUAUAUAUAUAUAUAUAUAUAUAUAUAUAUAUAAUCUCUUUGGCAAAACCAAGUGAGAGACACCUUGGACUUGACUUGCGUCAUCCUUUCCUGUGGGGGAUCAUCUUCAGGAUCUGAAGACACAGCUUAUUUUUGAACUGUACAAACAACCAACAACACCAAUAAAACAACAAAACCACCAUUUCAUAUACUGCCAAAUGUAUAAAGCACUUGCAUGCUGAUACUUUUUAUGGCAAUAUAUUCCUAUCUGUCUUUAUAAGCUCUGUUCCUCUUUACAGCCUCUGAUUUUCACUACCAAGAAGGAAUUUGCAGGCCCAGCCAUCCCCAAAAUCACCAUUACUAAUAUCGUAGCUGAAUUAGAAUAAAGAAACAAACAAACUUGCAGCUCUUGGACUCUUGUUACUUUCUUGUCCUUCAUGUCAGUUGGUAAGGAAUCUUAAUCUAUGCCAGGUCCCCAGAGGGCUAUGCCAUAGCCAACCCUCUUAGUCGCUAUGGUGAGCAGCCCAGGGCAACACAUGACUGACCCAGAUAUCACAUACCAUGGCUAUUAUGUUGUACUACUUAGUCUGUAAUGUAGCCUUUAUAAUCUGUCUUUGGAGGUGUGAGCAGAUGAAAGUGCAGGGGGGUGGAGAUCAGUUGAUUUUAUUUUUCAUUAAUUUAUUAUGCACUUGCCUCAUUAUCAUGAGUAGUAUUAAAUCUGGUCUUGUGCAAAUGGCCAGAUCAUGUCAUUUCUGCCAUGUCUGCCCCUGUACCAGCAUUAGUUUGGGCUAGACAGGCUUAUGGAACAGCUUGGCACUGUCUUAGUACUCUACUUCACAGGUAUCCUCUAAGGCAGGCAGUCCCUGCUGCCUUCCCCAGUGAAGGGAUCCACGGGUUUAUCUUCACACUCAUUGAGCUGCUGAUCUCGGACUUGCCCCUUCCCUCAGGACUUGUCAGUCGAGCAUCUCCCUGAUCUACCAGAGAGGGGUCUGGGAUUUUAUAUUUAUUCAGCCUGUGAAAGCUUUGGCUAUUAGGCAGUAAUUACAUCAAGGGGUGGGGGGGGAACUUGUUUUUCUCCAGCACUGAGAGCAGCAUGUCCCCCAUAUUCCCAAAGCAUCCACUGCUCCCCAGAAAGGCCAAUUUCAUCAGGCAACAGCUGCACAUGUAGCAUGAGUGGAGAGGCCAGCACCCUAUUUGGGACUGUGGUGGUUUUUCUGCUGUUUUUUUCUUCCCUGUGCCCAAACCCAGGCAUACAUGUGUGCAUGCAGACUUCCCACGCAGCUGUGUCCCACUGAGGGAGGAUUGCCUAUUAUUUGCCUAGAAGAACAUCUGCCUUGUUAAUACUACUGUAAUAACAGCUUUUAUUUGGCAGUGUCACCCUCUUUCUGCGGGUCAGAUGCCUUGAAGAUGUUUCUCAGUUCAGAGCCCCAGCAGCAGGGAAGGCUUCCUUUGAAGAGGGGUUGGAAAGUGAAGGCUAUUUUGUUCAGCAUGUUUCACUCUUCCACAUCCUCCUGUCCACAUCUUUCCACCCCAAGACAUAUGCAGCCACCUCUUCGCUUUGCAAUAGGUUUGAUAAAUUGGCAGUAAAUAAAAGUUUUGACC
Alligator sinensis (Chinese alligator) is the source of this 3093-nucleotide messenger RNA. Its product is annotated as acid-sensing ion channel 2. Gene Ontology annotation, cellular component: membrane. Gene Ontology annotation, biological process: sodium ion transmembrane transport. Gene Ontology annotation, molecular function: ligand-gated sodium channel activity. Bases 1 to 1404 code for a protein of 467 amino acids. The transcript is spliced from 12 exons. Lineage: Eukaryota; Metazoa; Chordata; Crocodylia; Alligatoridae. The record is from RefSeq and is a predicted model, not a curated record.